AUGGACCAGCCCAGUGUUUCCUGCUGCAGAACCUGCCUUGCCCGCCGCAGCUUGGAGGCCCGCGUGGCUGCAGCCCGAGAGCUGCUCCUGAUUGCACUGGAGGACCUGAGCCAGGACCAACUGAAGCGAUUCCGCCACAAGCUGCGGGAUGCGUCGGUGAACGGUCGCAGCAUCCCCUGGGGGCGGCUGGAGUGCGCGGAUGCUGUGGACCUCGCGGACCAGCUGACCCACUUCUAUGGGCCAGAGCCGGCUUUGGACGUGGCCUGCAAGACCCUAAAAAGAGCGGAUGUGCGCGACGUGGCAGCGCGGCUCAAGGGGCAACGACUGCAACGUGAGCAGGGGCGGUGUUUCUGUGGCCCCCAUUCUGCUGCGCCCCUGGGAGAAGUCCCCAUCCACACGGCCUCCCUCCUUCCCACUUACCAGAAAAACCCCGGCUCUUUAUCUGCAAAUCUGGGGUCCCGGAUGCUCUGGAGGGAGCCUCCAGUCCGUGGCAGGUCCCACCCUACGCGCACUCACUCACAGACCUCAGUGCGGUUUCCUUUGCAGGGCUCGGCCCCAGCUCCGUGGCACUACUCUCUGUGUCGGGUAAGUGGCUCCAGCGCGACCACCGCGGCCCCAGACUCUCAGGGAUCUCCACAAGGGAGGAAACUAAGGCCUGGGGGAGGGCGAGUCCCCAGCGCUUUGACUCUACUUCCGCGUCUCCACUCCGCAGAGUUCCAGAAAAAAUACCGGCAGCAUGUGCUGCUGCAGCACGCCAAGGUGAGGGAGAGGAACGCACGCUCCGUGAAGAUCAGCCAGCGUUUCACCAAGUUGCUCAUCGAGCCAGAGAGCGCGGCGCCCAGGGAGGAGGCAGCGGCUCUGGGGCCCGCGGAAGAACCCGAGCCCGGUCGCGCCGGGCGCUCGGACACGCACACCUUCAACAGGCUGUUCGGCCGCGACAACGAGGGCCGACGGCCGCUGACCGUGGUCCUGCAAGGCCCGGCGGGUAUUGGCAAGACCAUGGCGGCCAAGAAGAUCCUGUACGACUGGGCAGCAGGUUAGCUGUACCGCGGCCAGGUGGACUUCGCCUUCUUCCUGCAGGGUCGCAAGCUGCUGCAGCGGCCCGGCGAGCGCAGCUUGUCCGACCUCAUCCUGGACCAGUGCCCGGACCGUGGUGCGCCGGUGUCGCAGAUGCUAGCUCAGCCACAACGGUUGCUCUUUAUCUUGGACGGCGCCGACGAGCUGCCCACGCCCGGGGCCUUCGAGGCCGCCCCCUGCACCGAUCCCUUCCAGGCAGCGAGCGGCGCGCUGGUGCUGGGCGGGCUGCUGAGCAAGGCACUGCUGCCCCCGGCUCGCCUGCUGGUGACCAAGCGCACCACUGCCACCUGGAAGCUGCACUGCAGCCUGUACGCGCCGCAGCGCGCCGAGGUGCGCGGCUUCUCAGACAAGGACAAGAAGAAGUACUUCUACAAGUUCUUCCAGGAGGAGCACAGGGCCAAGCGCGCCUAUCGCUUUGUGAAGGAAAACGAGACGCUGUUUGCCCUGUGCUUCGUGCCAGUCGUGUGCUGGAUCGUGUGCACUGUAUUACGCCAGCAGCUGGAGCUGGACCGAGACCUGUCACGCACCUCCAAGACCACCACUUCAGUGUACCUGCUCUUCCUGGGCAGCGCGCUGAGCUCCAUGGGCGCCGAGGAGGCUCGCGUGCGGGGAGAGCUACGCAAGCUGUGCCACCUGGCCCGCGACGGGGUCCUAGGAUGCAAGGCACAAUUCUCAGAAAGGGACUUGAAGUGCCUGGAGCUUCAGGAUUCUGACGUCCAGCACUUUCUCACCAAGAAGGAGCUGCCAGGGGUGCUGGAGACUGAGGUAAUCUACCAGUUCAUCGACCAGAGCUUCCAGGAGUUCUUUGCAGCGCUUUCCUUUUUGCUGGAGGAUGAAGGCCCACCCGGGGUCUCUGUGGGGAGGUUGGGGAUGCUGUUGCACAAGGGCAUGGAGCAGCACAGCCACCUCACACUCACUAUGCGCUUCUUCUUUGGGCUGCUGAGCAUGGAGCAUGUGCAGGAUGUCCAGCGCCACUUCAGCUGCGUGGUCCCAGCACAGGUGAAGCAGGAUGCCCUGAAAUGGGUACAGAAUCAGGGCCACUCCUGGGUAGCACCACAAGGAACAGACAGGGCUGAAGGGCUCAAGGACACAGAGAAGCCAGAGGAGGAAGAAGAGGAGGAAGACCCCAACUUCCUUUUAGAGCUGCUGUACUGUUUGUAUGAGACCCAGGAUGAUGUCUUUGUGUACCAGGCUCUGAGAAGCCUCCCCGAACUGACACUGGAGCACGUGUGCUUUAGCCGCAUGGAUCUCAAUGUUCUGAGCUACUGUAUUCGGUGCUGCCCAGCUGGACAGGUGCUGCAGCUAGUCAGCUGCAGCCUGGUGACUGGGCAGGAGAAAAAAAAGAAAGGGAACCUGAUAGGAAGGAGCUUAGAAGGGUCAUAGUAGGCCUCACCACUUCUCUCUCCUAGCAAUUCGCAAGCUGCCAUGAAGCAACUCCAGGUCUCUCCACUGCAUCCACUCUGCGAGGCCAUGACUGACAUGUGGUGUGGCCUAAGCAGCCUAAGGCUGUCCCACUGCAAACUCUCUGACAGGGUCUGCCGAGACCUCUCAGUGGCCCUAAGGAAAGCCCCUGCCCUGACAGAGCUGAGCCUCCUCCACUGUAGGCUCAGUGAGGCUGGUCUGCGGGUGAUCAGCGAGGGCCUGGCCUGGCCCCAGUGCCAGGUGCAGACACUCAGGGUGCUACUUCUAAGACCCCUGGAAGCAUUCCAGUGCCUGAUAGCCCUGCUCCAGCAAAGCCACACCCUCACCACCUUGGACCUCAGCGGCUGUCACCUGCCUGGCUCCAUGGUGACCUACUUGUGUACAGUCCUGCAGCACCCAGCAUGCAGCCUUCAAACCCUCAGUCUGGCCUCUGUGGAGCUGAAUGAAACUUCGGUGCAGGAGCUGAGGGACGUGAAGACAGCAAAGCCCAGCCUGGCCAUCAUCCACCCAGCACUUGACAGCCACCAUGGUCCUCCUGAGGGAGUAAGCAGUGCCCUCUAAGGCCUAGAGCAUGGAGCAAUUGGAGGACACAGAGAUCAGAGCCCAGAAGAAGCCUUCCUUGCUCCAAAGGCAGGAGGUGGGAGCAAAACAGCGAUCCCUGGUUGGGAAUUUUGAUGGCUCUGGUAUAUUGAUAAUGAA
Molecule: messenger RNA, 3198 nt
Organism: Octodon degus (degu)
Lineage: Eukaryota; Metazoa; Chordata; Mammalia; Rodentia; Octodontidae
Gene: Nlrp6
Product: NLR family pyrin domain containing 6
Biological process (GO): response to bacterium; acute inflammatory response; regulation of inflammatory response
Cellular component (GO): canonical inflammasome complex; cytoplasm
Molecular function (GO): peptide binding; vasopressin receptor activity
Source: RefSeq, a predicted model, not a curated record